Messenger RNA from Rubroshorea leprosula, 1379 nucleotides. The record is from the annotation of a GenBank genome assembly. NCBI's taxonomy places the organism in Eukaryota, Viridiplantae, Streptophyta, Magnoliopsida, Malvales, Dipterocarpaceae.
AACCUAUAGCUUACUUCCCUUUACAAAAUCGAUUUUCCAAGUUUGUCAUGACUCAUAAGAUUCUAAUAAGAUGGAGAUAACCAAUGUAAGUGAGUAUGAGGCCAUUGCAAAGCAGAAGUUGCCAAAGAUGGUGUUUGACUAUUAUGCAUCAGGUGCAGAGGACCAGUGGACUCUGCUUGAGAAUAGAAAUGCAUUCUCAAGAAUCCUGUUCCGGCCCCGUAUUCUGAUUGAUGUUAGCAGGAUUGACAUGACGACCACUGUCUUGGGUUUCAAGUUAUCAAUGCCCAUCAUGAUUGCACCAACAGCCAUGCAGAAAAUGGCUCAUCCAGAAGGGGAAUAUGCAACAGCUAGAGCCGCAUCAGCAGCUGGAACAAUUAUGACAUUAUCCUCAUGGGCUACUUCUAGUGUUGAGGAGGUUGCUUCCACAGGACCUGGCAUUAGGUUCUUCCAGCUCUAUGUGUACAAGGAUAGGCAUGUAGUUGCCCAGCUUGUUAGGAGAGCUGAAAGGGCAGGUUUCAUGGCCAUUGCUCUCACAGUUGAUACCCCAAGGCUGGGUCGCAGAGAAGCUGACAUCAAGAACAGAUUUACUUUACCUCCGUUCUUGACAUUGAAGAACUUUGAAGGUUUGGACCUUGGCAAGAUGGACAGAACUAACGACUCCGGACUUGCUUCAUAUGUUGCCGGGCAAAUUGAUCGCUCCCUAAGCUGGAAGGAUGUGCAGUGGCUUCAGACCAUUACAAAACUGCCAAUUCUUGUGAAGGGUGUUCUCACUGCUGAGGAUGCAAGGCUAGCAGUACAAGCUGGAGCAGCAGGUAUCAUUGUUUCCAAUCAUGGAGCUCGACAACUUGAUUAUGUCCCUGCCACUAUCAUGGCACUAGAAGAGGUUGUCAAAGCUGCACAAGGGCGAGUGCCUGUCUUCUUGGAUGGUGGUGUCAGGCGUGGGACAGAUGUCUUCAAAGCAUUAGCACUUGGAGCCUCCGGUAUAUUUAUUGGACGACCUGUGGUCUUCUCACUGGCUGCUGAAGGAGAGGCCGGAGUGAGAAAAGUACUUCAAAUGCUGCGUGAAGAGUUCGAGCUAACAAUGGCACUGAGUGGCUGCACUUCACUCAGAGAAAUCACUCGCAAUCACAUUGUGACAGACUGGGAUGCUCCUCGCCCUCUUCCUCAUCCUAGGCUAUAAAAUGUUAUGGCAGAAGAGUAUCACAACUGCACGCAUUAGGCCAAAGUGGAGAUGAAUUGGUUAAUUAUAUUUUAUGACAUCAAGAGCCCUGCGUUAAAUUUUAUUUAAAGAACACUUUUCAAUGAAUUGAUGAUCAUGGUUACCGCUGCCUUGGCUGUAUAUUCUUUCUUUAAACAACUAAUACAUAUGGAUUUUGCUU